UUAGGUCAAAGAGACAAUUCUUUGUUUUUCAUCCACAUUUUUUUCAUUUGUUCAAUUAUAGUUGGUUAUUAAUCAUUAUUCAUCAAAUGUCUCAAAAUAGAUUUCAAUUAAAACUAAAAGUUUUACAUGGCCAAUUGUCUACUACAUCAGUUUUCAAACCAGAUCCAUAUAUUGUGAUUGUACAGGAUAAUUCUCCUGUUUAUAAGACCAAUUAUCAACGAUCUACUAAUAAUCCAGAAUGGAACGAAACAUUUUACUUGUCUAUAACACCAUACACUCAUGUAAAAUUUCGUAUAUUCAAUCACAAUUCAUUGAAAAAAGAUGUGCUUAUUGGCGAAACAUUCAUUGAUUUAUAUGAUAUUCUUAAAAAGAAUAAUGGAGUGAUCAAUAAUGUGUCUUUUCCUUUAUCGCUCAAGCUUCCUUCUUCUACACAAAAUGUUACGAAAUCGAUAUUAUCAAAUCGUGGUCCAAAUUAUAUUUUCAUAUCAAUAGAUGGUAUAUCGAUUGAUAUGAAUCAAUUUCCUAUGGCCAAUAACACUGGCAAUCAUACACCAAAUACUAAUAAUAAUAAUAGUAUAAAUAAUGAUCAAAAUAGUUGCAAUAUUGAUGUUCAACAACCAGGUACAAGCUCUACAUCGAAUGUUAUCGCCGAGAUUACAUCAUCAUUACCCAAAUGGUCUUUGAAUGAUCCAUAUUCUUCUUCACAACAACAACAGCAGCAACAACAACAACCAAAUUCUUCAAACAAUAAUCGAACUAUAACGCCCAUUGGCAGUGAUUCAAAAAUUACGAGUCCAUCAAGAAAAUCGACUUUAACAAACGAUAAUAAUCCAACGGACCAUCAGCCAUCAACUUCAACGACGGCAACAAAUAGUGCUCCACAGCAAAGUACUCAAAGGUCCAAUAUGACGCAAAUAGAAGAACCAUUACCUCAUGGUUGGGAAAUCCGUUUCGACACAUACGGAAGAAAGUAUUAUGUUGAUCACAAUACAAAAUCGACAACAUGGCAACGUCCCACUCCGUUGCCACAUGGUUGGGAAAUGCGGAAAGACAAUAAAGGUCGUAUCUAUUAUGUUGAUCAUAACACAAGAACAACGACAUGGCAACGGCCAACCCCGGAACAUGUUCGUAAUUAUCAACAUUGGCAAGCUCAACAAGGUUCAGUGAUGCAACAAUGUGGUCAACGAUUCCUUUAUGAUCAAUCGAAUGCUUCAUCAUGGAACAUGACCAAUGGAAAUGCAAAUGGUCAAGUAGCGGUAGAAUCCCAAGAUGAUGCUCAACCAUUGCCGGAUGGCUGGGAGAAACGUAUCGAUCAAAGUGGUCGAGUUUAUUUUGUUAAUCACAAAAAUAAGACAACACAAUGGGAAGAUCCACGAACACAAGGAAAAGAAACGCCCAAUUUAGCCGAUAUACCAUUGCCGCAAGGUUGGGAAAUCAAAGACACACCAGAAGGAAAAGUGUAUUUUGUUGACCAUAACACAAAAACAACAACUUAUCAAGAUCCAAGACGAAUCAAUGGUCAAUAUGGCGUUCCUAUGGCUUAUGAACGGUCAUUUAGGUGGAAAUUAACACAAUUCCGUUAUCUAUGUUUGUAUAAUGCUCUACCAAGUCAUAUCAAAGUUCAAGUAUCUCGGAAUAAUAUUUUCGAGGAUUCUUUCCAUGCAAUAAUGCGCGUUCAACCACAUGAAUUACGAAGACGUUUGUUUAUCACAUUCAAAAGUGAAGAAGGACUAGAUUAUGGUGGUAUUGCUCGUGAAUGGUUUUUCCUGCUUUCACAUGAGGUCCUGAAUCCAAUGUAUUGUCUAUUUGAAUAUGCUAGCAAGAAUAACUAUUCAUUGCAAAUCAAUCCGGCCAGCUCAGUAAAUCCAGAUCAUCUUCUUAAUUUUGGUUUUAUCGGAAGAUUCAUUGCUAUGGCACUUUUCCACGGAAAAUUUAUUUACUCAGGAUUUACAUUACCAUUUUAUAAACGAAUGUUGGGUAAAAAAUUAGUCAUGAAAGAUAUUGAAUCGAUUGACCCAGAAUUUUAUAAUUCAUUAAAAUGGAUCAAGGAGAAUUCCGUUGAAGAAUGUGGUCUUGAGCUAUAUUUCUCGGUUGAUUUUGAGGUUUUAGGCCAAAUUCAAUCACAUGAUUUGUGCGAAGGUGGUGCAGAUAAACGUGUCGAUGAUUCAAAUAAAGAAGAAUAUCUACGAUUGAUGACUGAUUGGAGAUUUAGUAGAGGACAAGAAGAACAAACAAAGGCAUUUUUAGAUGGAUUCAACGAAGUAUUACCAUUGGAAUGGUUACAUUAUUUUGAUGAAAGAGAAUUGGAAUUACUGCUAUGCGGUAUGCAAAAAAUCGACAUUGAUGAUUGGCAACGAAACACUAUCUAUCGCCAUUAUACACGUAAUUCGCGUCAGAUAAUCUGGUUUUGGCAAUUUGUUCGUGAAGAAUGUGAUAAUGAAAAACGAGCUCGCCUUCUUCAAUUCGUUACAGGCACCUGCCGAGUACCUGUGGGUGGAUUCGCUGAACUAAUGGGAUCUAAUGGACCACAACGAUUUUGUAUUGAAAAAGUUGGUAAAGAAAAUUGGCUUCCACGAAGUCAUACCUGUUUCAAUAGAUUAGAUCUACCACCAUAUAAAUCGUAUGGACAAUUGGUAGAGAAAUUAAAUUUUGCAAUCGAAGAAACCGAAGGUUUCUCACAGGAAUAAUAACAAUAAUAAUUAUGAUGAUGAUGAUGA
Dermatophagoides farinae (American house dust mite) is the source of this 2717-nucleotide messenger RNA. The record is from RefSeq and is a predicted model, not a curated record. Lineage: Eukaryota; Metazoa; Arthropoda; Arachnida; Sarcoptiformes; Pyroglyphidae.